GGCCCCUCCUUCUCGCUCCUCCUUGCCCCUCAGCUCGCGCGCGCUGUCCCGGUCGCGCUCUCUGCCUCGCGCCGCACUGGGAUGUUGACGGCUGCGUCGGGAGGCAGAUCCCGGCUCGGCGAGGCGGCGGCCGGGGGAAGCCAGUGAGGCAGCCACAGCCCCCGCCGUAGCGCUCAGAGAGCGGGCGGACCCUCCCUCCUUCCUCCCGCCCGUGCGCUAGGCGGAGAGACUGCGAGGAGCCCGGGGUACAACAUGGCGGAGCACUCGGCCCCCGACCACAGGCACAAACCCGCCAACUCCGCCGGCUCCUUGGCGCUGGGGAAUAGCCGGCCCGGGACGGGCAGCGGCUCCUCCGCGGCGGCUGCCGGCGGCCCCCCGGCGGGUGGAGGCGGCCUGUCGGGGGGCCUGUCGCAGCCGGCGGGCUGGCAGUCGCUGCUCUCCUUCACCAUCCUCUUCCUGGCCUGGCUGGCCGGCUUCAGCUCCCGGCUCUUCGCCGUCAUCCGCUUCGAGAGCAUCAUCCACGAGUUCGACCCCUGGUUUAACUAUAGAUCAACACAUCACCUUGCAUCCCAUGGGUUUUAUGAAUUUUUAAAUUGGUUUGAUGAAAGAGCAUGGUAUCCACUGGGAAGAAUAGUAGGUGGAACUGUCUACCCUGGAUUGAUGGUGACAGCAGGCCUUAUACAUUGGAUUUUAAAUAUGCUAAAUGUCACAGUCCACAUAAGAGAUGUAUGUGUAUUCCUAGCACCAGUUUUUAGCGGCCUUACAUCUAUUUCUACUUUUCUGCUCACCAGAGAACUGUGGAACCAAGGAGCAGGGCUUUUAGCUGCCUGUUUUAUUGCUAUAGUUCCAGGUUACAUAUCUCGAUCAGUAGCAGGAUCCUUUGACAAUGAAGGCAUAGCUAUUUUUGCACUGCAGUUCACGUACUAUUUGUGGGUGAAGUCUGUGAAAACUGGGUCAGUCUUUUGGACAAUAUGCUGCUGUCUAUCUUAUUUUUAUAUGGUCUCUGCAUGGGGUGGUUAUGUUUUCAUCAUCAACCUUAUUCCACUGCAUGUGUUUGUGUUGCUGUUGAUGCAGAGAUACAGCCGGAGGGUCUACAUAGCAUAUAGCACUUUCUACAUUGUGGGCUUAAUAUUAUCCAUGCAGAUACCUUUUGUGGGCUUUCAGCCAAUUAGAACAAGUGAGCACAUGGCUGCUGCAGGUGUGUUUGCACUGCUGCAAGCCUAUGCCUUUUUGCAGUAUUUGAGAGACAGACUAACAAAGCAAGAAUUCCAGACCUUGUUCUUCUUGGGUGUGUCACUAGCUGCUGGUGUUGUAUUCCUGAGUGUCAUCUAUUUGACAUAUACAGGUUACAUUGCUCCAUGGAGUGGCAGGUUUUAUUCACUGUGGGACACCGGGUACGCGAAAAUUCACAUCCCCAUCAUUGCCUCUGUGUCUGAGCAUCAGCCUACAACAUGGGUUUCCUUCUUUUUUGAUCUGCAUAUUCUCGUGUGUACUUUCCCAGCAGGGCUGUGGUUCUGUAUCAAAAACAUCAAUGAUGAAAGAGUCUUUGUCGCUCUGUAUGCAAUCAGUGCUGUUUACUUUGCUGGUGUGAUGGUUCGUCUAAUGUUGACUUUGACUCCAGUGGUCUGUAUGCUGUCAGCAAUUGCUUUCUCCAAUGUGUUUGAGCACUAUUUGGGUGAUGAUAUGAAGAGGGAAAAUCCACCAAUAGAAGACAGCAGUGAUGAGGAUGACAAAAGAAACCCAGGGAACCUAUAUGACAAGGCAGGUAAAGUGAGGAAACACGUAUCUGAACAGGAAAAAACAGAAGAAGGACUGGGUCCCAACAUCAAGAGUAUUGUUACUAUGUUGAUGCUGAUGUUGUUGAUGAUGUUUGCUGUCCACUGCACUUGGGUAACUAGCAAUGCAUACUCCAGUCCUAGUGUUGUUCUGGCUUCAUACAAUCAUGAUGGCACUCGGAACAUCCUGGAUGAUUUCAGAGAGGCAUACUAUUGGCUAAGACAAAAUACAGAUGAACAUGCUCGAGUAAUGUCUUGGUGGGACUAUGGCUAUCAGAUAGCAGGAAUGGCCAAUCGGACUACUUUAGUUGAUAACAAUACCUGGAACAACAGCCACAUAGCCCUGGUGGGAAAAGCAAUGUCAUCAAAUGAGACAGCAGCAUAUGAGAUCAUGAGGAGUCUGGAUGUGGAUUAUGUUUUAAUUAUUUUUGGAGGUGUGAUUGGCUACUCUGGUGAUGAUAUCAACAAGUUCUUGUGGAUGGUGAGAAUAGCAGAGGGCGAGCAUCCCAAAGAUAUCCGGGAAAGUGACUACUUCACUCCACAGGGAGAGUUCCGCGUAGACAAGGCAGGUUCUCCAACGUUGCUGAACUGCCUCAUGUAUAAAAUGUCCUAUUACAGAUUUGGAGAAAUGCAGCUGGAUUUUCGGACACCACCAGGAUUUGAUCGCACACGCAAUGCUGAGAUCGGCAACAAGGACAUUAAAUUCAAACAUUUGGAGGAAGCCUUUACAUCAGAGCAUUGGCUUGUAAGAAUAUACAAAGUGAAAGAACUAGACAACAGAGAGACAUUGGACCAUAAACCUAGAGUAACCAACAUUUUACCAAAACAGAAGUAUUUGUCAAAGAAGACUGCCAAAAGGAAGCGGGGCUACAUUAAGAAUAAACUAAUUUUAAAGAGAGGCAAGAGACCCAACAGGAAGACAGUUUAAAUACACUGUUCUGAUUGCUAAUACGAAGCAGUUGUCCUUGAGAUAACCAGUCUUUGCCUUUAGCUCAAGUCAUGUUUCACAGCAACAUGAGGGUACAGAACCAUCAUUGGUCCAGAUUAUUGUACAAAAUUUUCAGGCAAUGUCUGAUUUAAAAAAUGUUGGCUUAUUGAGAACAGCUGUUUUAGAUUUGUAAUGUGAAGCAAGACAGAGCUGCUGUCCAAGUCUAGCAGCAGAUUUUUUUUUCUUGGUACAUAUUAUCCUUCAAAUCUGUUGAGAAUUUGGACUGAUUGCACCAAAGAGCCCUCUAAUUUGGUCCUUGGCACAUGCAUACUUGUCAAUUUUUUUUUUUUUUUUAAAACAUACUUCAGCUGAAUAAGCAAUAUGUAAUGUAAACUAGAAUGGUGAAAUCUGUAAAGUGACUAGUUUUUCCAAGCUGUUGAUUUUUUUAAAACAAUUAAGAGACUAUGUACAU
This is a messenger RNA of Terrapene triunguis (Three-toed box turtle), 3175 nucleotides long. It is a transcript of the gene STT3B, whose product is annotated as STT3 oligosaccharyltransferase complex catalytic subunit B. Lineage: Eukaryota; Metazoa; Chordata; Testudines; Emydidae. Gene Ontology annotation, biological process: post-translational protein modification. Gene Ontology annotation, cellular component: membrane. The record is from RefSeq and is a predicted model, not a curated record. Bases 253 to 2703 code for a protein of 816 amino acids. Gene Ontology annotation, molecular function: dolichyl-diphosphooligosaccharide-protein glycotransferase activity. The transcript has 16 exons.